UCACUUAAUUGGCAAAAACCAUUAACAUGGAAAUGUUCUUGUCUUCUGAGGAGUCCAGCCAUACCUGCCCAGGGUAUAUAAAGGGCCCAGAACAGGACAGGGCAUUCAGACCUGAAAAACCACCUCCUCCUUACUACUCAAACCAAACCAGAACCAACCAACACCAUGUCCUGCUGUGGCUCUGUCUCCUCCAGCUGCGGCCAGCCCUGCUGCCCACCCAGGUGCUGCCUGCCAGUCUCUUUCCAAACCACUGUGUGCCGCCCAGUGAGCUGCGUGCCCAGGUGCAAUCGCCCUAUCUGUGACACCUGCUGCCGCCCUCCCUGCUGUGACCCCUGCAGUGUGCAGCAGGGCUGCUGCCGCCCCAUCUCCUGCUGCCCCACCUCCUGCACAGCUGUGGUCUGUAGACCCUGCUGCUGGGCUUCCACCAGCUGCCAGCCCAUUUCUGUGCAGUCUCCUUGCUGCCGACCCCCCUGCUGCCAGCCAGCCCCCUGCCGCACCACCUGCCGCUCCACCUGCUGCCCCACUUUCUGCUAAGCAACCUGAUGGCCCCCAUAUCAACUCAGAAUAUAUCAAGAAUCUAUACAAAUCCUGCCUCCAUCUGCAAGCCAUCAAGAUCUCCCCCAAGUAGGCCUGCAGACACUGAAUAGCAACUUCCAGCUCAUUCCUAAUUUUCAUUCUAAAAGUUCAGCAUUAAAAACCUCAAAUUUUGGACUUUUUAUGUCUUGUUAUAGAAAUGUAUUCUGCACAUGAAAGAAUUUAUGUUC
Messenger RNA from Vombatus ursinus (common wombat), 764 nucleotides. RefSeq names its product keratin-associated protein 2-4-like. The transcript has a single exon. The record is from RefSeq and is a predicted model, not a curated record. The coding region runs from base 166 to 534 and encodes 122 amino acids. Lineage: Eukaryota; Metazoa; Chordata; Mammalia; Diprotodontia; Vombatidae. Gene Ontology annotation, cellular component: keratin filament.